Trypanosoma theileri is the source of this 1860-nucleotide messenger RNA. Its product is annotated as putative methyltransferase. Gene Ontology annotation, molecular function: S-adenosylmethionine-dependent methyltransferase activity. The record is from RefSeq and is a predicted model, not a curated record. The transcript has a single exon. NCBI's taxonomy places the organism in Eukaryota, Euglenozoa, Kinetoplastea, Trypanosomatida, Trypanosomatidae. The coding region runs from base 1 to 1860 and encodes 619 amino acids.
AUGAAGAACUAUUUGGCGUCUGCACAAACGCAUAGGUUUCAGAGCCGCCCUAUGCGACGAAGCGGUUGGCGAUCUUUAACGUUUUUUAUGAUGAUUCUUUUUAUAAUGAUGUUUUUGUGGCUUUUUUGGGUUACUUCUCGGGGUUUACCUUUGCAUAAUGAUGAUGUGAAGUUGAAGGUGAAUGUGGAGACAGUUUCUGUAGUGGAAGGUGGUAAAAAUGAUCUUUUAGCAGAGUCUGGUAUGGCUGAGGGUGAAGAUGUUCGGACUUCAUUGCGAGGUCUUGCAUGUCCACCGUAUGAUCCUGCAGCUUUAGAUAGAUUACAAAUUCCUCUUAAGCAUCUCCCACGCAAGAUACCAACGAGUGUUGCUAUGAAAUACAACAGAAGGGCUCACAAUUGCGUAUCAGAUGGUGUUUGGCAUCGUGUUCGUGCGGAAGAUCAUCGAGAUAUUCUUCAUGGUAUUGUUAAGUUAGGCCGUAUUCAAAAUAAUUCAUUCGUUUUUGAUUGGGGAAGUGGUUGUGGACACACUAUGCAGUUUUUGUAUGAUUUUUAUGGUGUAAGUAGUGUUGGAAUUGACGUGGCGAAUGCUACAAUAUUCUAUGCACGUAAACUUACAUCCCCUAAUCUUCUUCAUUGUGUAGCAGACGGAACAAAUAUUAGUUGGAUUCCAUCAAAUUUUUUUGAUCAUGCUAUUAGUUUUGGUGCUGUUCUUCAUGUCUACAACCAUACUUUGUUUUGUAAUGUGCUUCGACAGAUGGUUCGAGUGGUGAAGCCUUUGGGAACAGUAUAUAAUGGUUGGAGUGAGGAAGAUGAUUUCAGACGUGAAUAUGUGCCAUUAUGUUUUUCAGAUUUACCUGUGAAAUACGAAAUUGUAGAAGAAAAAGAUGCAUUUUCGCAUGUAAAGAUAUUUCCAUUAAAAGCGAGACAGUUCAUUCCUAACACGUAUUCUCUUGUUAUAACCAAAGGUACAGCAGAAGAAGUGAAAGGUAUUUCAGAUAAUGUGUACAAUGACGUGGAUGCUGUGCCAUUUCGAUGUAGAGGACCAAAGCAGAUGUUUUGUUUUUUAAAUAAAGAAUCAGAAAAUGAUGUUUCAGUUCAUCAUAUUUCUGGAGAAGAAUCUAUAGUUAAUGUUAAGUGGCCAACGUGUCCGCCGUAUGAUGCCUCAUUUGAAGAGCGUCAAAUACCAUUAAAACAUUUGCCACGCAAAAAACCUACAAGUGUUGCACAGAAGUAUGAUCGACGAGCAAAUAAUUGCAAGAAGGAUGGGAUAUGGCAUCGUGUAUCUAUUCAUGAUCAUGAAGCUAUUCUUCGUGUAAUAGCAGAAUUACUGAAGGUAAAAUCAGGUGAUCGUUUACUAGAUUGGGGAAGUGGUUGUGGACAUCAUUUGGAGUUUAUGAAUGUUUUCUUUGGUGCUGUUGGUCUUGGAAUUGAUAUUAGUAAUAAAACUGUAGAAUACGCUCGAGAAAUGACAACAAAGAAAAAUCAAUAUUGUGUAGCUGAUGGGACUCGUUUGGAGUGGCUGCCAUCUAAUUUCUUUGAUCACGCAUACAGUUUUGGCUCUAUUUAUCACGUCUAUAAUGAAACACUUUUCUGUAGCGUAUUGCAGCAGAUGGUACGAGUUGUAAAGGUUGGAGGUAAAGUUUACAAUGGAUGGACAGAAGAAUCUGAGUUUUCUCGAAAUAAUGUAUUACCGUGUCUUGGUAGUAUUUACAAUGAAAAUUGUUUCAAAAUAGAGAUAUUGGAAGAGAGAAAAACGUUUGAGCAUGUGAAAUAUUUUCCUCUUAAAGCUUAUCAAAAGGUUCCCAACACGUACUCUCUGCUUAUUCAUAAACUUUCAUCUUGUCAAGAUACAUCGAAAUAA